CUUCAGUACCUCACUUGAGCCCUAAACACACAGGGUAGAGACUAUGCAACAGCUUGUUGGUACCUGUUUCAUUUGGUCAGUCCUGACCGCUGGGGAGUCAAAUAAACCAACACCUCCAGGACACACACAUCACUACUCACCAGAGAAGAGUAGAGCCAUAGCGCAUCAUGGCCGCAAGUGUAUCAUCGAUACAGGUGUGGGAUCAAGCAGUGCUGAAACAAGGACAGUUUGUUAUGUACGAAGUGACAACAAGACUUUACCAGGGCGGUUGUCUCAGGCCUGACAGAUACUGGAAGAUGUUAGGUCCCAGUGAGCAGUCCUAUAAGGAAUAUUUUAGCUACGAUCAACGAAAGGUAUUAAUACCGUUCAACGAAUUAGAAAACUAUGAUAUCCAAGUGGCUGCCCGGGAAUUUGAUAUAAGUCUUCAUUGGGCGCUUCAGAGAAAGUUCUGUAACUUAGUCAAGUCAGAACCACUUUAUAAACGCCUACAAACUCUCGUGACGAUGAGAAAUAACAUUUGUCACCGCCAUGAUGACUCUGACAUUUUUUUCAAGUGAAUUAACCACAAGACUUGAACAGCUACUUCAACUAUGUCAAGAAAUAUGGAAUAUU
Molecule: messenger RNA, 612 nt
Organism: Cherax quadricarinatus
Lineage: Eukaryota; Metazoa; Arthropoda; Malacostraca; Decapoda; Parastacidae
Source: RefSeq, a predicted model, not a curated record